Molecule: messenger RNA, 13193 nt
Organism: Erpetoichthys calabaricus (reedfish)
Lineage: Eukaryota; Metazoa; Chordata; Cladistia; Polypteriformes; Polypteridae
Product: trichohyalin-like
Exons: 11
Coding region: 240-10253 (3337 amino acids)
Molecular function (GO): GTPase activity; GTP binding
Source: RefSeq, a predicted model, not a curated record
UUAAAACAUCGGAGGCUCAAGCCAAGCAUCUGAGGAAAGCACUGGAUCAGAAAAACUGUGAAGUCCAUCAUCUCGCCCAAGUUCAAAAUGAGCUGGAGGAAAGUGUCCAGGUACUUCUCAACUCAAAGAACAAGACCAGCUCAGAGAACGAGGAGCUGCGCCGGACAAACCAGGAGCUAGAGAGGCAGCUGGAAGGCAUCCGAGGUCAAUUACAGCAAACCAAGGAUCGCGUGCAGGACAUGUGCAGCUCAAUGACACGGCAGCAGGCAGGGGAAGCUCCAGAAGAGCAUCAGCCAAUGCAACCAUUGCUAGGAGGCUCUGCAGUGGCCCAGGAGCCGAAGGAAUGUCGGAGAGAUAACUCAAAAUCUUCAGAGCUGCUGGAAGAGAAAGAAUCCAGAAGAGUGCCAGUGGUGUCCAGAGAUGAAGGGUCAGCACUUAACCAGCACACGAAUGAAGACACUCCAACAGGCGGAUCUUCACAGGGCAGAGCGACACAAGAUACAAGGCUCUCACAAGCACAGCUUUUGAAUUCAUCAGGAGAUGACUCCCUCCCAGACCUGAUAGCAGACAGUGCCAGCUCAGCAGUGCAAAGAGAAGAAAAGGAAAAAGAAACAAGAAAGAAGAGUAAGGAAGAGGAUGAAGGUCAAACAGUGGAGAACCUACAAGCUGAGGAAGGGGAAGCACUGCAAGAGGAAGAAAGAGCAAGGCAGCAAACCUGGGACACAGUGGCUAAGGGAGGACAAGAUAGGGAAGGAGAUCCUACAGAGGAUGGUCAGAAGGGAGUAGGCAGAAAGACAGAGGAUGAUCGAAACAGGUGGCAGAAAGAACAAGAGGGAGUUGUAGAGCUUUUAGAGGCAGAAGAAAAGAAACAAGGAUGGGAACAGGAACCCUCAAGGAAAGAAAUUAAUAAUGAUAGAAAAGAGCAGAGAUGGGAUGUUGAGGAGAAACCGGAAGACAACAGUGACAUUAGGGAAGAGGAAUUGGAACAAGAUCGAGAGGAAACUAAUGGGAGGGAGGACAAACAUCAAACGAGUGAAAUGGAGGCAGAGUUAACAGAACAAGAGGAGGGUGCACAUUGGGCACAGAAAGUAGAUGAAGUAAUAGUGGAGGGAGAGAAUUCCAACAAACAGUGCAGCAAGCAGGAUAGAGCACAUAAUGAACAAGAAGAAGGCCAGACCACAGCCAUAGUAAAAGAGACAGCUGGGUGUUCUAAGGGGAGUAUGCAAGAAAAACAGGACAGGUGUGUGGAUAGUGAAGGCAAAGUGCUAAAGCAAGAGUACCUGGUGGAGGAUGUGUGGUCCAAGAGAAAUGAACAGGGUGGAAUAAGUGGGAGAAUACCUAUGAGUGAGGUUGAGACAGUAAUGGAGGAAAAGAUAUACAGAGAGGAAGGAGAAGUGCAAGGGAUCAAUACAGACCAGGAAGAGGCAUCACAGAAUGAAGACAAGACAGAGACAGCAGAUGAUCUGGUAUACACAGACAGUAAACAAGUGAACAUAGGCCAGGGGUUAAUUAGUUCAGAACAAGAAGGAUUAUUAGUAAGGGGUCCUGUUAACCAGACUCAGCAAGAUGGAUUCAAGGGGAAUGUUGAGGAGUUGCCAAAAGAGAAUGAAGUGUCACCAAAUGAAAUAGAUGAACCAAAUGAUCGAGGACAGCUGUUGGAUUCAAGUUCUAAAACUAAAUCAGACCAUUUGAAGGAGGAGCAUACGAUGCAAGGAAAUGAAGAGCCAUUUGAACAAAAGGUGCAGAGUGAAGAGGGAAGUGAAGAAACAAGUAACAUGCUGCAUUCAGUAGUGAAUGAAGAUCAGCUCUUGAGGAAAGAAUCAAUUGAAGACAACCAAGAAGUGCUAUCUAGUGAAGUUAUGGAAAAGAAGAUAAAAAUACACCUAGAGGAGGGUAAACAACUGAAGUACAAUCUUAAAGAAGAGCUGCAAGCAACAAAGGAGGAAAGGCAAGAGCAGAUAAGUACUACUAGAGAAGAAGAGCAUAAGAAUGUGCUGAAGCCAGCAUAUAUUAGCACAACAAUGAGCUAUGAAGAAACUAAACUUAGAGAUGUAAUUCAGAUAAAUGUGGAUCUCAGAAAUGAAGGUACAGUAGUCAAAAGAAAUGAUGAAUUCUUGGAGACAGAAACAAAAGAGAACAUAGUUGAGGAAAGAGAUGAAGACCAGCCAGCACAAGGGCAGGGCCAAGAAAAAAGAGUGACUUUCCUUCUUGAGACAGAGGACAAAUUCAGAAAGAAUGAAGAUGUUACGGAGACCGUAGUUGCACAAACAACAGUUGACAAAGACGAAGCAGGAGUUAGCUGUACACAAGGAGGUGAGCAGUCUCACGAAGAAGAAAAUGUAAGAUACUGGGUUGAGGGAAUGUAUCCUGUUGAACAGAAAGGGGAAAUCCAGGUUGGUGAAACUGAGAAUUUAAAGGCAGAUGAAAGAAAGCUGCACAGCAAAGAUGAAGGACUUGAAAUAGACCGGGUGAUACAUCAAAAUGAAAGGGGGGAGGGCAUGGAGAGUGAAGAAAAUGACAACGGAAAAAACGUACGGCUUUUAGGCCAAGAAGUAGUGGAACAUGGAAAUCGUGCUGGUGGCAAUGAAGAACAGUUUGAUAAGAAACUCUGCAAACUUAAUAACAGCAUUCCUACUGUAGAUGUCAGUGUCAUGGACAACACACAACAGGCUGACCAAGUGGGACUGAUGGGACUGCAAAGUAGCACCAUACAGGUAUGGGAGGAGUGGAACGCAAAGAACAAUUUAAGUAAACAAGAAGCUUUUUAUAAUCUUACCAAUAAUUCUGGAGAGCAAGGCCAUAACAGACAAUUAGAACUGAAUAUACCUACAGCACAUUUUGCACAGAAUGAAGAUUGUGAGAUGAAGAUACUGAGUGACAGAGAACAGAAAGAUGGUGUUGAAACUAAUGAGGACAGUUUACAGAAAGGAGACAAGGAAUGGAAAGGUGACCCAUUUAAGGAUGUAGAGACAAACAUUACCAUAGAGAAUCUAAAAGAAGGCAAUGAGCAAAAUAAGAGAACUAUACAUGGGGAAGAUGGCAGUGGGUUUCUAAAAGAAAUGGAAGAGAUAUCUAAUGAUGUAUAUGGAGUUAAAGAUAUCCAAGACUAUGAUGAAUGUAAAAACGAAGCCAAAAUGCAUGAUGUUAGAUUUGGAAGAGAUAAAGAUGAUAAAAAGACAGAGCUCCAAGAGGAACGGGAAGAAGACACAUUUAGAGAUGGUCAGGGAAACGCUGUGGAAAAUGGUGAGGACAGGAAUGAUGGACUUUUACAAGAGGGUGAUAUGUGUAAGAAGAUAAUGGACCUACAGGAUGAAUGGGAAGGAAAGCCAAUUCUAGAUGAAGAGGCAAUCCACCACAGUACUGUGUACCCAACAGAAACCAAGCCUGAUGAAGAAAUCAAGGAUGGGGUGAAUAGUAGUGAGGCAGCAUUGGGACUUGAUGAGGAACAGCAAGAAAGAAAACUCGGUAAAGUAAUCACAAAUAUUGCAGAUAAUAAGGAUUAUAAAAAAAUUAAGGAGACUAAUGAGGACAUCAAUAAUGGAGAAGAUAGCAAUGGAAUAAAGAGAAGCCAAUGUAAAAAUGAGAAACAGGAAGCAUAUAUGGAUAAAGAGAUAGACACCAUAAACAAAACAGAUCAGGAAGUGGAAAAAUGGAUUAUGGAAGGCAUGGUAGAGAGUAAUAUGAUACAGGAGAGUAGGCUGUUAGAGAAAUUGGAAGAAGGUACACAUAAGCACGUUGAGAUAAACACCAAAGAAGAAAAAGAGAUAAAUGAAGAAGAAACACAUGGAUUAAAUGUGGAAUGUAAGGAGGAAAUUCCAAUAAUCAAGAAAAUUUACAAUCAUAAAGAACAUGAGGAGUCUAAUGAACAAGAUGGCAUUUGUGGAUAUAGCACUGAGAAGAUUAACAGUGAGACAGACACCAGAGAAGAAGAAAGUGAAGAAAUUAAUGAGGUAGCCACACGUGGACUCAAAGAUGAAUGGGGAAAGGAAAUUCAAACAAUCAAGAAAAGUGAAAAUCAGAAAGAACAUGAGGAGACUAAUGAACAAGAUGGCUUUUGUGAAUAUAGCAGUGAGAACAUUAAUGGACUUCUGAAACAAGAACGGGAAUGGGAAGGGAGCACGUUUAGAAUUGGACAAACAAAUAUCUCCUAUAAUGAGGAUCAUAACUCUACAGAAUGUGAGGAUAAAUUGAACAAUGUAAAUUCUGAGAUGCUGAUGUCAAAUGAAACAGAUAAAACUAACUUUGAAGAUAAUGAAGUGACUAGAGAAGAAAGCAGAAUGGAAUCUGACAUAGAUUUGAAAUGGGUUGAAUUAGAGUCAGAUAAAUUGGUUAAAUACAACACACACAUCCUGACCUAUGACACACCUGAAAAAGGUGGGACAGACCCAUCAUCUCAUCUUUGGGAUCAAACAGAGUGGGAUGAUACGCAAGGAUUUAAGGUUUACUCAAAACAAGAAAUAAAAGUGCUAAGUGGUCAUGACGAAAAUAAAGAAAUCUUCCAAGUGACAAUGGGAAGAGAUGAUAUAGCCACUGAAGAAUUGGAAAUUCAACAGGAAGAAGCAGAGAAAGUUGUUGUAUGCAUGGAAAUACCUGGAAUGACAGAAGAUACAUUAGAUGAACACAUUACAGUGAAAAUAACAACAGAUGAGCAAGGUGAAGAGACUUUCUGGAGAGAAGAUGACUACAAGGAAGCAGAAGCAAAUAGGCCUGAGAAUGAGAAAAAUGAAUCCAUACAAAUGGAAAAUGGAUUUUCAAAGCAGCCAGGCGAUGCUGUAAUAUUGCUGGAUCAAAGCACUGAAAUUAAACUAACUAAACACAAGGGUGAUUUAGCAGAACUGGCAUGUGCACUGACUGACACACCCACAUAUACUGACGAGGAGAAAGGAGGGAGUGUUGUGGAUUACAGCAUCACCCAAGUGAAAGGCCAUCAGGAUGAAGUCAAUCAAUUGGAAAGGGUUGUUUCAAAUAUUGAGAAAGGUUACAAUGGAGUAAUGAACAAGGGUGAGUUCCAGGAAGAGGAAAAUAAAACUGAAGUUAAUAUCCUACCACUACACUUCUUGAAAAGUGAUAAAACUGAGGUUAAUAUCCUACCAGUAUGCAUCUUGAAAAGUGAAAAAGGAAUAAUAUCUGACGAGAAAAUUUACAAUGAAGACCAGGAUCAAGAUCCAAGUUCAAACACAGAGAAGGAAGGGCAUACAGAUGAUUUGGAAAACACUACAGAUUCAAAUACAGUGUGUUUGGGAAGGAUGCAAUUGGGGGAUAUGCCAGAAGAGACACAAAUGCUGCCAGAAACUAUAUGUGUACCAGAUGGAGCCAGAAACAAAGAUACAAUAGUUAGUGAACCUAUAAAUGAUAUAAAGGAACAAAUAUGGGAUUCUAAGGAGCAGGAAGUUGGUGUAAUAAGUGAGAAACUGGGAAAAAGUAGUAGUAGCAUUUACAGUAAUCAAGGUAAUAAUUCAGGCAUAGUAGAAGGUGAAGUACAGUUAAGUCAGAUUGGGAAUUUUGACUUGGAGCUUCAGGAAAAAGAGGAAGGCUAUUCAGAUGUUAACAGCAUGGCUAACUAUGAAGAAACUGAAGGCAGAGGGCAAAACAAGGAAAACUUCAAUAAAAUGUUACCCCAAGAAGAAGAGGAGAUACAAGAAAUAUUCCAGGCAAAGAUAGUUGGUUUGGUAGAAAGUGAUGAACCUAGACAUGAGAAAAAGGAGUUAGAUGUUUUGACAUUAAAAUAUAGCCCGAUCCUAAUACAAGUGGAUGACACAUUACCUGACAAACUUGGAAUGACACAGAGAAUAUGUGAAUUUAGAGAUGAGGUGAAGGAAAAGGAGGAUCAAAGAGAAGGAAGAGGAGAAGAUGAUCACACAAUAAACAGUGACUCUUCUCUACUUAGAGCAGGAGGUAACAAACCAAAACUAGAAAAAGGAGAUCUCAUUGAAAAAAUGUUACAAGUUAAACUGGAUACUGGACAUAGUAUGAAUGAAGAGAAAAAAGAAGAGGCAGAACAGAGAGAAACAAAAGGAAAGCAUGAUCAGAAUCUGGGCUAUGGGUUUUCUAAGCAAGGAGGAGAGAGUGAUGGAAUCAAUCUAUGUACAGAGAUAAAUGUGGAUGAAAUGUUACCAACUGAACCAACCAAGUUCACCACAGAUAAAGGGAGAGAAGAAAGGUUGGAACAUAGAGAAGAAGGAGGAAAAGAUGAACGAGAUAUGAAUGCUGUGUUUUCUCUCCAAGGACAAAAUAGAAAUGAUCUAAGUAUUGAUGAAGGCAUACAAGUAGAACAAAUGUUACACAUCAAAGUAGACAUUAAACAUGAAAUGAAUGAAGUGAAAAAAGUGAAGGUGGAGAAGCUACAAGGAAGAGAAGCAAGUGAAAUAGGAAUAAGUAAUAAUGAAAACCUGGAUCAAGAUUCAAGUUCAAAUAAUGAUAAGCAAGUUCAUAAAGGAGAUUUGGAAAUGACAUUAGAUUCAGAGAAAGUGAGUUUGGGAAAAGCAAGAAAAGAGAAGGCAGAACAUAGUGAAGCAAAAGGAACACAUGAUCAUAAACUACACUAUGACACCUCCAUACAAGGAGAAGAGACUAACGGGACAAAACGUGGGAAAGAGAUAAAUGUGGAUGAAGCAUUACCAGCCAAACGCAAAAAGACACUUAUAAUAUGUAAAGAAGAAGAAGAAAGGGGAGAAUAUAGAGAAGGAACAGAAAAGGAGGAAGAAGACAUGAACUUUGGAUUUUCUACCCAAGGAGAAACAAGCAAUUAUCUAAAUAUUGAUGAAGGGAUACAUGGGGAAAAACCAUUACAUGUUAAAUUGGACACUGACUUUGGAAUGAGUGAAGUGAAACAUGCAGAGAUGGAGCAGACAGAAGGGAGAAAAAAGGUAAAAGAACCAAAGAAAGGCAAAUGUCCGCUGCAAGAAGGAGACAGCAAUAAAGCAAAAGUCAAAGACAUACAUGUGGUUGAAACAUUACCAGCCAAGUGGGAAAUGACACUGGAAAUGUGUGAUUUGUAUGGAAAGGAGAUCAAACAGAGACAAGAAGGAGAAACUGAUGAUAGAGAGCUAAGACAUGGAUCUUCUCUGCAAACAAGCCUACUAAAAGAAAAGUCUGUAGAAAAAACAUUACCAGCUAACCUGAACAUAGCAGAGGAAAUAUGUGAAAAUGAAGAAAAGAAAGGGGUGGAUGAAUGGAGUGAAGGGAAACAUAAUGAACAACCGCAUGGAGGGAAAAGCAAAGAGCAAACAUUAGAGGGAGAAACUGUGAAUGUGGACAUAGAACUGGAAAUGAAUAAGGUGAAUCAGGAGGAACAAGAAGAAGGGAGAAGAAAAGAAGAUGUAGAAAUGAAUUAUGAAUCUCAUUUACAAGAAGGCGAUUGUGAAGAAAUUGUGCUGGGAACAGAAAUACAUGUAGAUGAAACAUCAACAGCCAUAGCAAAAACAGUGCUGACAGGAAGUGAAGUCAAAGAGGAUGAGGUGGAACACAAAGAAGAAAGAAAAAGCAAUGAAAGAGAUAUGGAAAGCGGACCUUUUCUCCAAAAUGGAAUAGGUACUGAUCAAAAUACAGAUAAAGGCAUAAAUAUGGAAGAACGACUACAAAUCUGUGUGAACAUUGAACUAGUAAAGAGUGAAGCUGAACAGGAAGGAAAAACCGGAGAAGAAAAUGAACCAAACAAUGGUGAAUCUUCUUUCCAAGGAGGAGAAGGUAAUAAAGCAAAGCUAGGAGAAGAUCUGUAUGUGAUUGAAAUAUUAUCAGAUCAGAAAGAAGAAGGCAGUAAACAUGAACAAGAACUGAAGUAUGAACCUUCUCUACAAGCAGGAGCUGGCAGUAAAGUAAAAUUUGAAAAAGAAGAGGAGGUGGAAGAAUUAUUACCGAUCAAACUAGACAUGGCACCAGUAAUAGCUGAAGUGAAGGAAGUUGGAAAAAGUGAAGAAACAGGAAAAGAAAAACAAAAAGAAACCAUAAUGUACACAAGAAGAAAGCAAAUGCAAGAGGAAUCUGAACUAACCAAACUAUGUAGAAGUACAGGGUUUGAAGCUUCACUUAAAGACGAUCAUAAAAGCGAGAAACACGAGAGAGGCAGAGAGGAGUCAGUGCAUGAAAAAGUGGUUCAUGAUGAUGAAGGCAAAAAAAUAGGUUUUAAUGCAAAAGAGCCAGAAGACGAUAAAGAAAACAUGCAGGUAAAAGUAAAACUUCAAGGAAAUGAAGGAGUGACAACUGGAAAAUCAAGUGUACUGGAGGAUGAAAAUGGAGUGCUACAUGAAGUACAUGAUGGAGAAAUAUUUAAUGAAGUAAGGAAAGAGGAAGGAAUAUUUCAUAAAACACAAAAACUACAAGAUCGGUUAUUACCACAAGAUGAAAUAGUACAUAAAGAGAAUAAUGAACCCACAGCAAUCAAAAGAUUUGGGAUACCAGAAGACUGUCAGGAAACAAUGGUAGCCACUAGAGAGCAUCACACGGGAAGCAAUGAAAUGGUAGAAGGAGAUGUUCAGGGAUUUGGGUGGAAAAUGGAAAUCACUCAUGAAUUAAUGGAGGCAUGUGAAAAAAAGAUGGGAAAAAAUCAAAAAGAAACUGUGGAGUUUGGAGAAGUGCAAAACAAAAAUCGAGAUGAAUAUUACAGUGGGUCAAAGGAAGAUACCAUAGAUGAAAUAUUAAAGCAUACAGGGCCAGAAAAUAAUACUGGGGAAAAAAUGGUACCACACAUAGAAAACCUGUUGGAAAAUAGUAAUUUAAAGUAUGGGGACAUAAAUGAUACAAGCAAAGAAGGCUUGAUGAAGGUGGAUGAUGCAUUAGAAAAUAGUAGGAUUCCACUUAAUGAAGAUUUGAAAAAUGAUGGGGAGCAUAACCCUGGAACAAUGAAGGAUAGUGUGGGAGAGAGAGACCAGACACUUGAGUGGGAAGAGACCAAAACCCAAAAUGAGGAUUUCAAAUGGUGGGAAGACAUCAAGAAUAGGAGUUGGGAGGAGUUACUGGAAGCUGAAAACCCUCAGAAACAAAAAGAGAAAUGUAACAACCAGGAGGAGACAGUACAGGGAGAGAGAGAUGGAGAAGAAAUAUACAAAUGCAAAAUACUAACAUAUAAAAAUACAAAAACUCAGGAGGAAAGGCUAGAACAAGAGAAACAAGAUGUUGAGGGAAAAUUACAGAAGAGUAGAACAGUAGACCAGCCAUCAGCUUCCAGCAAGGUAGAAUAUAACAAGAGUGAACAGAAGAAUAUCCAUGAGCUUCCAUGUGCAACCGCAGAGUGGGACAGGAGAGCUGACCUCAAGAAACAACAGAGAAGUGAGGAAGAGCAGGGUGCCACUUUCAAUUUAAGGAAAGAGGUUGUGGAAGCAGUGUUGCUUCACACAAGAAGAACAGAUGAAAUUGUAUUAUUGACAGAUGAGAAGGGUGGGCAGCCAGAUAGGGCCACAGAAGAAAACAGCUCAGAGCGUAUCACAGACCCUAAAGAGUUUAAAGAGGUAUGCCAGAAUGAGAAGACAGCUAUUGCAAGUUCUCCAAAUGCUGAGGUCCCAAGAAGAGUGAAAUAUCCUGAAAGUGAAAGGAGCACCAAAAAGAUGAAGAGAAGCCUAGAAGAUGAAGAGAGACAGCUCUCUACAGGACAGAAAGCACCGAGGGAGGAAGAAGACAUGAGUCAGCCAGUGAAACUUAACAGGGAUGACGUAGAAGAACUCAUGGCAAACAGUGGAUUGUCUCAGAAGCAAGAUAAGCUUUACAAUGUGGUGUUCAUUGGGGAGAGCAGCGUUGGCAAGACCUCCUUUAUUAAGAAAUUCUGUAACGGCGUGUUCCGCUUGGACCUCUGUGCCACAGUUGGUAUAGACAGCUGUCUUCGGUCAUUAACAGUGGGAGGUGAACAAUUUGUCCUUCAGCUCUGGGAUACAGCUGGCCAGGAAAGAUACCACAGCAUCACAAAGCAGAUAUUCAGGAAGGCAGAUGGAAUUGUGCUUAUGUACGAUGUCACAUCAUCUUGCACUUAUGUGGCUGUUCGAUACUGGCUCUCCUGCAUUGAGGAGGGAACAAAUGGAGACCUUCCAGUGUUGCUGUUAGGGAACAAAACAGACAUCAGCGAAAAGCGUGAAGUUCAGGUUCAAGAAGGCGGUUCUCUUGCAAAGGAGUACGGCUUUCAGUUCAUGGAGUGCAGUGCUGCCUCUGGGUACAACGUCAAUGAGUCAAUGGCGAGCUUGGCUAGGGCACUGAAGGAGAAAGAAGAUAUGAUGAAAGAAAAUACCAAUGUGGUGGAAGUAAUGCCCAAAAAAUCAAGUUGCUGUUAGCCAUGGAUACAAGUUCCACUCUGCCUUCUGCUUAACCCACUGCCACACGUGCUGUGGGCUCAGUUUCCUUUCAGUGAGAUGAUUUUUAUGAACCAUUGCCUUCAUUUCGCUACACAAGAUAAUGGCGAAAAGUGAAAGAUGUCUAUCAGCGCUAAUGAUUUCCCUCUCAUUCAGUGCUUGCUUCUGUGAUUUUAGAAGAGUUUCAAGCAACAGCUUUCUUUAAAAGCCCCCUUUGUACCCAUUGAGCAUAUAUAGAGUAUGUCAAGUUGGAAUCUUAAGAAGGGUUGAAAGUGAAUCUGAAUCACAAAGAGAGGAUAAACAUGAAGGACCAUUCAGGAAAUUAAAACAUUAGGAAAACUCGAAUACAGACAGACCAUUAAGCCCAACAACACUCACUAAUCCUAUCAACAGAAUUUCUCCAAAAUAACAUCAAGAUGAGUGCAAAAUAACGUCAAGUUGAGUAUAGAGAGUGUGUAAAAAAUGUCAGAGGCAGAUAGAUUCUGUUACUUGGUUUGAGCCAUAAAGAAAUUUGAACUACUCUACCUGAGCCAUAAAUGGACACAAAGGCACAUAUGUAGAUUUGGAUUUAUGGACAUAAUGUCUGAAACUUCAUAUUCCAAGCUGUUUCAGGUGGACUAAAAGAGAAACUAUAAAACAUUUGUAUAAAUAAAGUCAAUUUUUUUUGUCACAGCUUACAAAAUCAUCAUAUACCCAUUCUCUCCACAAACACACAAUGGACUAGUUCUCCAUCUAGAGUGAAGUAUAGUUUUAUAAAUAGUAUAAUAUUUAAUUUAAUAGCAUAAAUACAUCAGUUAAAAUUAAUGAUUCCUUUCCAACAGUCAUUGAUAUAUUUAUAUAACAAUAUUAACACUUCUGGAGGUUAUAUAUAGAAUGGAUUGAUCCAAGAGGAAACGAGUGCGUAAUCGUACUGUGCCCAUGUAAACUGGUUGCUCAGUUAAAGAGCUAAUCUGAUGUUAAGAUACAGCUUGGUGUGAGUCAUGGAGAACAUAUAGUGUAGUUUUUGAAAUUCAGGGGCAUUCAGACUGGAUAAUUCCUACAAUGAGCAUAUAACAUUAAUGGAUGUGUAGGUUCAACCAAUUUGUUUUUUUUUUCUUCAAUGAAUGAAUGAAUGUUGAAUUAUUGUCAUUCCUAGAUGAAUGGGUGAGUGGGUACCUAAAACAGCCAGUAUACUUGUAGGUUCAUUGUCAGAAAUGUAAUUAUUACAAUAUGCCAGUAAACAUUUACAGACUAGAACCAUAAAUACUGCAGUUUUAUAUAAGAAGGUCUUAGAAUGCUGUACUGCCAAAAUCUCAUUUAGGGUUGUGGCAUGGCCUUAAGUCUAUCCUACUGUAGAUGCAUCUGGUGUAAUGCAGGAAAGAGUCCAGGACAGGGCGCCAGUCCAUUGUAGGGAAUACUCACCGAUAGGCCAACACUUGUACUCAUACAGGGGCAAAUUGGGAAUCAACCAUUGACUUUACUUGCAUAUCCUUUGGAAUUUGGGAAAGAAACCUGAAGAAAGAGUUCAGUGUGGAAAAUCCAUACAGAUCGCAGAAAAUGUCUACACAGUUCGGACACUGGAUCUGUGAAGCAGCUUUGAUAGCCGCUAUGGGACAGUGCCAUCACUGGCAAAACAAAACAUUAUUGGCUAAUCCUAACUUUGCCCUUACUUUACUCACUAAUAAAAUGAAAUCCAUCCAUCCAUUAUCCAACCCGCUAUAUUCUAACUACAUGGUCACGGGGGUCUGCUGGAGCCAAUCCCAGCCAACACAGGGCGCAAGGCAGGAAACAAACCCUGGGCAGGGUGCCAGCCCACCGCAGAAUAAAAUGAAAUGUAUUUUAAAAAAUUAUAUGUGUAGGAAAGCUGAGGUUAUUCUUUCAUUUUUGAAACUUGUUUCCUAAAUUGCAUUGUGCCUUUAAUGAAUAGUGCUUCAGAGUACACGCAUCAAUGCUUUUUAUAUUAAUGAGCAGAGUGAUUGUAAGUAUGACAGAUUUAAUUGCUGAUUUAAUAAAUGAUAAUUUACUUACAGUAAAUCUCUCAGACCUCCUAGAAGUGGGUACCUAUUAGUCUAUUCCCACAGGAAAGAUGAACUCUGACAGGAAAGACAAAGAUCUUCAGGCCUACUGGGUUGGAAUGUUGUCACAUAUAAAUGAAUUUACAUUGUAGGCAUGUAAAAUAACUUGUGAUCAAAAUUUGCAACACAAUUUUGGUUUAAAUUCCCAGAGCAGCAUUGAUAAUAUGGAGGAAAAAAAGAGAGAUGCUUGUGAUCUUUUCAUAGAAUAAAAAAAAUGCAAAGUUAGUUCAGGUGGAGAUUUAUUAAUCUGUCAGUCUUUGAUUUACGCAAAACAAUCUAAGUAUAAUUUAUGAUGCAUGAAGAGUAAUAGGUAAUAAUGUGAACAAUUUACGAGGGACGUUCAAAAAGUUUCUGCACUUUUUUAAACUCUGUUUAUUAGUAACUUCAAUAACAAAUGACAUCACUUUUCUACAUAGUUAUCUUCGUUUGCGAUGCAAUUUUCCAAGCGUCAUACCAACUUUUUAAUGCCCAAUUACUACUCCUCCUGCCUUCACCAUUUCCAACAAAAAUACAAAAGUGCGAAAACUUUUUGAACAUCCCUCAAACUUUAUGGUCUGAAUGAGCACCCUUUUAAACAAAGAAUGAAUAUUUAUUUAUUUUGAAUGUUGCUAGCACCACUGUUUUCAUGUUGUAGAUCUCUGGAUGAAAUACAGUAUUUGCCUUGGAUACUUGUCCAUUUUUCUGCACAUUUACUUUUUUAAAUCUUAAAAUAAUAUACAAUAUAAAAUAAAAUGUUUCUAAUUUAAGUAUAUAAUAAUAGCAAAAAGCCAGCAAAAAAUUAAUGUAUUCAUAUCUGAGAAAUAUGGUGUGUGCAUCAUGGCUACUUUUUAAAAAUUUUUGUACAUAUAAAGAUGUUUAUAAAAAUGAA